AUGUCAUCCCCCGCUGCCAAAAGACUAAAGUCAACAAAGAUUAUUGGUACCCAUUCCGGCACAUUUCACUGCGAUGAAGCACUCGCAGUGUUCAUGCUUCGUCUAACGGACGAAUUUCGAGAUGCCGAUGUGCUACGGACGAGAGAUCCAGCUAAAUUGGCACCUCUCAAUAUCGUCGUUGACGUGGGUGGAGUAUACGAUCCAAAAGCUCAUCGAUACGAUCAUCAUCAAAGAGGAUUCAACGAAACGUUUGGUCAUGGUUUUGACAAGAUCAAGUUGUCUUCAGCCGGUUUGGUUUACAAGCACUUUGGAAAGAAGAUCAUUGCCGAUUACCUCGGAUGUGAAGAGUCAGACCCUCGAGUAGAAAUUAUUUGGUUACGUUUAUACUCUGAAUUGAUAGAGUCAGUGGACGGGAUAGAUAACGGAGUGAACGUUGCAUCCGGACCUUUGGCUUACACUGUUCGGACAGAUUUGAGUUCAAGAGUUGGUCGGAUCAAUCCAGAUUGGAAUGAACAUGUUGACGAUGCGGAUUAUGAUGCACGAUUCGCCAUCGCGUCCAAAGUCACAGGAGAAGAAUUCAUGUCACAUCUUCGAUAUUACACCAAAGCAUGGCUCCCCGCUCGGGAUAUCGUCAAAGCUGCGUUGGACACCAGACAUAAGGUCGAUGAAAGCGGCUCCAUCGUAGUAUUUGAGAAAUCCGCACCAUGGAAAGAUCAUCUAUUCUCUCUCGAAUCUACUCUAUCACCUCCUCAACAAAUCCUCUACGUUCUGUAUCCAGAGUCUGAUGCUCCCGGAUCAAAAUGGCGAAUACAAUGUGUUCCCGAAUCUCCAGAUUCUUUCCUCAACCGAAAAUCGAUGCCUGAAGCUUGGCGUGGUGUCCGAGAUGCGGAACUCAGUAAAGUCUCUGGAGUCAAUGGGUGCGUAUUCUGCCAUGCGUCUGGCUUCACGGGAGGGAAUGAGACUUUCGAAGGGGUGUUGGCAAUGGCGAGGAAAUCUUUGGCUGCAUGA
This is a messenger RNA of Tremella mesenterica DSM 1558, 1008 nucleotides long. RefSeq lists its product as uncharacterized. The transcript is spliced from 7 exons. The record is from RefSeq and is a predicted model, not a curated record. Gene Ontology annotation, cellular component: cytoplasm; nucleus. NCBI's taxonomy places the organism in Eukaryota, Fungi, Basidiomycota, Tremellomycetes, Tremellales, Tremellaceae. The coding region runs from base 1 to 1008 and encodes 335 amino acids.